Molecule: messenger RNA, 783 nt
Organism: Sphenostylis stenocarpa
Lineage: Eukaryota; Viridiplantae; Streptophyta; Magnoliopsida; Fabales; Fabaceae
Source: the annotation of a GenBank genome assembly
AUGGUGACCUUCUUCUCCCUCGACGACGUCCCAGUUUGGAAAGCUGCACUAGUAUUAUCGGAUUUUAUAUUGCAUAAAGCAUCAUGUUCCUCUGAACUUCAUGGAGUUAUUGCAUUAGAGCUUGGCGCUGGAACUGAGAUGUUUUUGAUGUCAAGUUUUGGAUCAGGUUUAGUGGGUAUAUUACUUGCUCGUGUUGCGAAUACAGUGUUCCUAACAGACUAUGGGACUGAAAUACUUGACAACUGUGCAAAAAAUGUUCAGCUUAAUUUUGGAUUAUUGAAUUAUGAAGCCAAAAUUCAUGUACGCGAACUUGAUUGGUUCAAUCGCUUGCCUCCAAAAGCAAAAGUAGAAGAGGCUCCUUGCGGUCAAAAGUAUUCUUGGACUUCCGGAGAAAUUGAAGCAGCAGACAAUGCUUCUUUGCUGGUGGCUGCUGAUGUUAUUUAUAGUGAUGAGCUGACUGAUGCAUUUUUCAGUACCUUAGAAAGAUUAAUGUCAAGGGGUUCAACAAAGGUGUUAUACCUGGCGCUGGAAAAGCGCUACAACUUCUCGCUGUCAGACCUUGAUGUUGUUGCAAAUGGAUAUUCACAUUUUCGGAGCUAUCUUAGGGAUGAGGAUGAAAGUGAAAAUCUCGAGUCUGGAAGCAUGUCUAAUUUUGUGGGGAAGCGGAUGGACGUCUCUCAAAUUCCACAGUAUGUUGGAGAAUAUGCUCGAGGACGUGAUGUUGAGAUUUGGCAGAUCACGUACUUCAAAUCAAAACAUGAAGCCUCUGUUGCUCAAGGGUAA